Molecule: messenger RNA, 419 nt
Organism: Tupaia belangeri chinensis (Chinese tree shrew)
Lineage: Eukaryota; Metazoa; Chordata; Mammalia; Scandentia; Tupaiidae
Gene: GNRH1
Product: gonadotropin releasing hormone 1
Exons: 3
Coding region: 57-335 (92 amino acids)
Biological process (GO): multicellular organism development; reproductive process
Cellular component (GO): extracellular region
Molecular function (GO): gonadotropin-releasing hormone receptor binding; gonadotropin hormone-releasing hormone activity
Source: RefSeq, a predicted model, not a curated record
AUUUUUUACUCCACCCAAUCUAGGCUUCCUUUGACUGUGCAUUGAUAUUCCUUAGGAUGGAGCUGGUUCCAAAAUUUCUAGCUGGACUUAUCUUGCUGACUUUAUGUGUCGGGGGCUGUUACGCCCAACACUGGUCCUAUGGAUUGCGCCCUGGAGGAAAGAGAAAUGCGGAAAAUUUGAUUGAUUCUUUCCAAGAGAUAGCCAAAGAGGCUGAUCAAUUGGCAGAACCUCAGCAUUUUGAAUGCACCAUAAGCCAGCCUCGUUCUCCCCUCAGGGCCCUGAAAGGAGCUCUGGAAAGUUUGAUUGAGGAGGAAACUGGGCAGAAGAAGAUUUAAAUCCAUUGGGUCAGAAGGACUGACAACACUUAGCUAUAAUCCUGACACUGAGUCAACUGUGAGGAUUUUGGAAUUUCUUAUACA